Molecule: messenger RNA, 876 nt
Organism: Cetraspora pellucida
Lineage: Eukaryota; Fungi; Glomeromycota; Glomeromycetes; Diversisporales; Gigasporaceae
Source: the annotation of a GenBank genome assembly
AUGAUAAAUAAUAUAGCAAGAAAGCAAACCCAUAUCGGUGAAUUGCUAGGAGAAAAGCUAGCCCUUCAGCUAAUAUAUCAAAGGUGUAAAGCUAAGGGUGAUGAUAUCUCAGAUUUUCUUGUGAAGCUAAGAUUAUACUUGCAAAACCAAGGUGUAAAUCCAGCAGAUAAUGCAGGAGGUCCACCAACAGGAAGAGAAGUAGCUAUGGGAUAUUUAAGAGGCUCUAACAUAGUAGCUGUAAAUGGAUAUACAGCUAUUCAGAUAGGAGCUAAUGGAAUAAAUGAGGCCCUUAAUCAGCCAGGAAAUGCAAUAGUUAAGUUAAGAGCAGUAGAAGGUUCUUGGGAUGAAAACUGGCGUAUAGCGGGAGGCCGACCUACUAAUAAUGCUCCAAAUGCUCCUAAUGCUAAUGCUGGUAAUACUGUAGUUGCACCUGAAAUUCAUUUUGGUCAAGCCGUAUGGUGGUUAAAAACUCAUUUUCCUACAGUAGAAGAGGAGCUUCGGGAUAUAAUGUAUGGAACAAUCAAAAAGGAGAACAUAACUAUAGAUGAAUUAUAUAGAAAAAUAUUACGAAUAGGUAGACGAGCCAACUAUAGAUCUGAAAAAUUACAUAGAAAGUUCUUAGAUGCUCUUCUACUUCCAUGGUUUGAAAAAGCUGAAGAUAUCGAUGAACAUUUGCUAUUGGAUGAAUUAGCUAAAAAACUUUAUGAGAUAGAAUUAUGCCGAAUAGCUAGACAUAAAAAAGAUAAAAUACCUAAUUCAUUAGUUUCUCAGCAAGCAUCUCGAGAAAUAUAUGAACUCUUACCUAUUUCAGCUUCUCAACAGCAAGGAAUUUCUUUAGAAGAUAUGCAAAAAGCAAUCCAAAAUGCACUAGCAUAG